This is a messenger RNA of Striga hermonthica, 777 nucleotides long. The record is from the annotation of a GenBank genome assembly. NCBI's taxonomy places the organism in Eukaryota, Viridiplantae, Streptophyta, Magnoliopsida, Lamiales, Orobanchaceae.
AUGGUAAACCAAAACGCAAAACCCAACAUGAAAGACACAAAGCUUCCCCUGAGUGAGCAAAAGCACGAGCGAAAGCCCAUUUCCAUCCCGUUCGUAUGGGAAGAAAAACCCGGCACCCCCAAGAAGGACUGGAGACCAAACCCCCGACCGAUCAGCGCCAAUCCCUGCCCGCCACCUGUCAAGUUCGUUGUCUCUGUCCCUUUCGGGUGGGAAGAAAAGCCCGGCACGCCCCUCCAAUCCUACACAUUUCCGAAACGCUCGUCAGAAAAUGAGUACAGAAGCUUCUCGAGUAAUGGAGGACCCAAUGGAUCAUCAGACUCGGAGUCCUCUGAAGCGUGCAGCUUCAAAACGAGCGGCUCAUUUGGCUCCGCACGUGUCCCCGUUCAGCAAGCUGCAGUUGAUCCGGAGAGUGUGGGGCCCGAGAGCCCGGGCUCGCUGGAUGAACGUGCGGCUGAAGGGGCCUCUUUCCUGGAGUGGCUUUUUCCUCUGCUGGUGCCGAGCUCGAGUUUUUCAAAGAGAGAUGGACUCUUGGAAAUGGAUGAUAAAGAGUUUCCGGACGAAAGAAAUUCCAGUCAAGUGAAAAGGCCGCUGUUGACACUUGGGGAGCUGAUAGUGAUGAGCCGAAGGAGAAGUUGCAGGAGGAAAGUUGACAGAAUGCGUGAACAGUCAUCCAUGGACUUCAUGAGGAGGAACGCCCGGGGCUGCUUCGCCUUCGGCAAUGGCAAAAGCAUGAAUGGUCUGCAGAUGAAGUGGAAGAAACAAUUGCAACUUAUUUAA